AUGAGACAACUUCCGGACUCCCAGUGCACAGCGCCAGGCGAAGAUGUGGUGGCUUGCGGUGGAAGCCGCAUGAAGUUGGUCACCGCACAUGAGCAGGUCAACGCACUCAUCAGCCUGCUUGCCGAAUGCAAGCCGCUGCACACAGCUCACUGGUCAACCCGGCCCUUACUGGGAAAGAGACCCUGCGACUUUGUGCUGCUCCUGGGCGGCCUCUUCCUGGCCUACCGCAUGGGUGUCUGCAUCCUGGCGGGUGUCAGGUUCCCCAUCGUGCUGGUGGGCCUCACGGUGCCCCUGGUGGGCCUUUUGGUGGGCUACUGCCUGGCCACGUGUCUGAAGCUGCCUGUGGCCCAGCGGCGGACGGUGGGCAUCGAGGUCGGGGUGCAGAACAGCCUGCUGGCCUUGGCCGUGCUGCAACUGUCCUUCCGCCGCCUCCAAGCCGACUAUGCCUCCCAGGCCCCCUUCAUUGUUGCACUGAGCGGCACUUCAGAGAUGCUGGCCUUGGUCAUGGGCCACUUCAUCUACAGCAGCCUGUUCCCGGUGUCAGAGGACGAGAUGGUGUCCUCGCUGAAGCUUCUGGUCUCCGAACAGCUGAACGUCCCCGUGCGCCAGCAGCGGCUGCUGUUCAAGGGCAAAGCCCUGGCAGAUGGGAAACGGCUCUCAGAUUAUAGCAUUGGCCCCAAUUCCAAACUCAACCUAGUGGUCAAGCCUCUGGAGAAGGUGUUACUGGAACAAGGCACUGGCCGAAGACAGGCAGAGGCCCAGCCCCGGGCCCUGGCCCCACCCUCAGAGACUUGGCAGGUGAUCGCUAAAGUUCUGGGCCGACACUUCAGUGCGGCAGAUGCCAACAGGGUGCAGGAACAACUCCAGCGGGAGUAUGAGAGGUCCUUGAGCCGCCUGACCAUGGAUGACAUUGAACGCUUGGCUGGCCGCUUCCUGCAUCCUGAAGUGACCGAGGCUUCAGAGAAGGGUCUCUCCAAAUAG
Orycteropus afer afer is the source of this 981-nucleotide messenger RNA. The record is from RefSeq and is a predicted model, not a curated record. NCBI's taxonomy places the organism in Eukaryota, Metazoa, Chordata, Mammalia, Tubulidentata, Orycteropodidae.